UUCAAACUAAAUAAAAUGCAUUAUUUUUCACUCUUGAUUAUAUUAAUUUCAACCAAUAGUUAUUGUUUCUGUAUGAUUUACAAAUCAAAUUUCACUGAUUUGUGGAAAUGCCAGGUUUCGUAUUCACGUACUGGCAGUACUUACAAAGAUUUUUAUCCGGUUGAUGUAAACGAAAACGCUUCGCUUUACAUUGAUUUUCAUUUUGGUGUGCUAGCAUCCAGCGAUGCUCAUAUUUUGUUAACUGCAUCAGAAAACGUCAGUAAAACUGACCCAGUAUACGAAAUCGUUAUCGGUGCAGGAGGAAACACUUUUUGCGAUAUCAGGAGAAUGCAAAAAUCCGAUGUGCGCCAUUCCGUACGUAUCAAAGGACUUUUAUCUGCACUGGAUCCGAGUUUAUUUUGGUUACACAUCACACACGAUGCCAAAGGUGGUCUAAUUGAAGUCGGCAGAGAAGGAGAAAACACUUCAUUUAUUGACUGGUUGGAUCCAGAACUUUUACCAAUAAGAUUUAUAAGUUUUAGUACCUGGUCCGGUAUUGAAGCCAAGUGGUACUUCAACUGCGAUCGGUCUCAAAGCCAAGAAGAAAUCGAAAAAAAAAUGACCGCCUUUGAAAAAUUAAGACGAAAUCUUUUAACUGCUUAUGAUCCUCGAGCUAAAAACGAUUCCAAUGUAUAUAUGACUGUAAAUGUUAACUACAUAAAAUUGAACGACUACAAUCCGAGUAUUGAAAUACACGCUACAACCUCAAUGACAUGGCAUGAUGAGAAACUAAUGUGGAAUUCAACACUGUAUGACAAUAUUUCCACUUUCCAUGCUUUGGAUACAGAAAUUUGGAAGCCUGAAAUAAAAUGCUUCAGUGUCUCUAAUCUUACCCAAUCGCCAACAGUAAUAUUUGCAAGCAACCAGGGUGAGGUAAAUUGGAACCCUGAUAUCCACAUACAAUCGAUUUGUGAGAGUGCAAAAUUGAACAAUUGGCCUAGGGAUGUUAUUUCCUGCAAAAUCAUUUUUGGAUUUUCAAAUGGCAAGAUUUUAUUGGAUUUUAAUAAUACUGGAAGCAAUUUGUUUCUAGAUAGUACCAAUGAUUGGUUUAUUUUGGAAGCCACAGUAUUUGAUAUUGAAACUAAAAACGUCUCGAAAUACCUCACUCCAAGUUUUGGAUUUUAUUUCAAAUUGAAACGCUCUUCAGUGUCGUAUAAUAUAAUAUUUUUUGCACCGUUUAUAAUGAUUUCAAUAUGCUUACUUUUAUCGUUUUGGGUUCCACCAAAAAGGCACAUGAAACUAUCCCUAGGAGGUUCACAAUUGGUUCUAGGAAUUAUAAGUUUGCUGGCUUUGGCUUAUUUUGUACCGCACACGUCUAAUGAGGUUCCGUUUUUAGUUAAACUAUAUGGAUCAUUUUUAAUUGGCAGCUCAAUAUCGCUUAUAAUUUCAAUAAUAAUAAUACAAAUUUCUUGCAAAAGACACUCAAAGCCUCUACAUCAUUUUAUAUGCAAAAUUCUUACUAAUAAAUAUGUUAAAAUUGGAUUGUGGCUACCAAAUUUUGUGAGACCAGAAGAUUAUGGUGAUUUAGAUAUAUCCCUCUCAUGUACUAACUUAUCAAGACAAGAAGAUAAUAAUAAGGACCAACAAUACUGGACACUUUUAGCCAUAGCCAUAGACAGAUUGUCAUUUUUAAUAUAUUUUCCUGUAAUUUUCAUUAUAAUCAUCAAAUAUAUUGUAUCUUGUUUAUAAAAUAAACUAAUAAGGCAGUUCCACAGUGCUACUUUUGCUAGAUUUUGAUCGGCUCGAAGAUGACUCAGGACUUGAAAACACUGAGUCUUUGUGAGUGGCUUCGUCAAGUAAUAAUUUGAUUUUUUGGUGGUAUUUUUUGUUUUUUGGUAAGUCUUCUGAGAGCCUCAAGGGUGGAAUUUCGUGCAGAUCUAGGGCGAGGUAUGGAGAACCC
Messenger RNA from Ceutorhynchus assimilis (cabbage seed weevil), 1939 nucleotides. NCBI's taxonomy places the organism in Eukaryota, Metazoa, Arthropoda, Insecta, Coleoptera, Curculionidae. The record is from the annotation of a GenBank genome assembly.